AUGUUGGGGGCCCCUGGUACCCUUUCUACCCAGGGGCCCCCGGGAGGCCCCUUCAACCCCUCUCCAUCUCCCUCUCAGGGGGCCCCUCAGGGGGCCCUCCAGGGGGCCCCCUCAGCCCCUGGGGCCUCUCUCUUUGGUGGGUUUGCUGCAGGUGCUGCAUCUGCUGCCUCUCCCUUCAGUGGCCGUCUAUUUGGGGGUAACUCUGCUAUCCCUACGGGGGCCCCCAGCCUGUUUAGUGGGGCCCCCACAGGUGCAGCAGCAGCUGCAGCAGCACCAGCGCAGCAGCAGCCCGCUGCUUCGGGCGGCAGCGGCCUUUUUAGCAGCAGCGGCUCUGCAGCAGGAACCAGCAACAGUCUCUUUGGAGGAGGGAAGCCGCAGGGACUCUUUGCUGCUGCUGCUCCUGCUGCUCCUGCUGGCAGCAUCAACACCCAAGGAGACGCUUCAAGACAAACUACAGGUGCUUUAUCAGCCCCUAUAUCGGGUUCAAUGUGGGGUCAAGGAGGAGGGGGGGGCCCCCUAUCUCAGAGUUCUGCUGCAGCAGGUUUAUUUGGGGGCCCCCGACCAACAGCGGUAGGGAGCCUUUUCGGUGCUGCCAGUAGCAGCAGCAGCAACAACAGCAGCGGCAGCCUUGGUGUUGCGUCUAAUGCUGCUGCUCCUGCUGCUGCACCCGCAGCAACUGCUGAAGCAAACCCAGCAACUGCCUCUGCAGCAGGGGCCCCAGGGGGCCCCCUUUUCGGUGUGGGACUGAGUGCGGGCUCCACUACCUCUGGGAGGGGUCUCUUUGGUGCUGCUGCUCAGCAGCAGCAAGUAGGGGCCCCUGCUGCAGCUGCUCGGCCGCCUCUCUUUGGAGGGGCCCCUGUUGCUGCUGCUGCUGCUGCUGCUUCUCCUGCUUCUGGCUCAAGCCUCUUUGGAGGCCUCACGGGGGGCCCCCCAGGCGGAUCCUCACUCUUUGGAGGGGGGGCCCCUGCUUCGAAGAACAUAUUUUCUGCUGCUGCAGGGGGCCCUGGGGCCCCCACACCCUUCGGUGGCAGCACGACGGGGGCCCCCAACGGUAACAGCAGCACCACUCCUCUAUUCGGUACCGGUGUUUCUGCUGCUGCACCUGCUGCUGCUGCACCUGCUGCUGGCUCCAGCAGCAGCAUCUUUGGUGGCAGCGUUGCUUCAGGGGCCCCUGCUGCUGCUCCUGCUGUGGGGGGCGGUCUGUUUGGGGGGAGGGCCCUGGGAUCGGGUCCCCACAGCAGCAGUCUCUUUGGAGCAGCAGCAACAACAGCAGCUGCAGCAACACCAUUUCUUAAGACAACAGGGGGCCCUCAGGGCCCCCAGGCCAGCGGGGCCCCCAACACAACAGACACGAGGGGCCCCCAACGGCAGCCUGAAGGUGGGGGGAUAUUGUUUCGCAGCAAGAGCAGCACUGCAGCAGCAUCAAGAGGCACUGCAGCAGCAGCAACAGCAAGAACUGCAAGCACAGGCAGCUUAUUUGGUGUCUCUGAGGGGCCCUUUAACCGCAGCAGCAGCAGCACAGGGCCCUCUGUUGUUUGGGGGGCCCCUCAGGAGAAGCCUCUCUUCUCUAGCUCCCAGACCUCCUCAGCAGCCGCCGGAGACCAUCCAACCAGCACCAGCAACAGCAGCAGCAGCAGCAGCGGUGUGAUAGCAGUGCACGGGCGCAGCAGGUUGUGUGCUGCUGAGGGCAAGGCUAUACCCCCUCCUCUCCCUGUUCCUGAGGGCCCCGAAGCAAACCCUAUGCUGCAGUCUGAGCCUCCAGCAAAUGCAUUAAUGCUGCGGGUGCAGGUAAUGCAGCAGCUGCUGCAGCUGCAGCAAGAGGGCCCCACAGGAGGGUCUACUACUACCGCUGCGACGCAUGCUGCUGCUGCUGCUGCUGCUGCUGCACCUGGUGCAGCAGAACCCGCCCCAGGAGGUGUCUUCGUAGGCCAGCUGUAUGGGUGCUGCAGCACAGAAGAAAUGUUAGACAAGCAGCAAGUUUCUACUGCUUCAGACUUUGAGCGCCUCGAAGCAACUGUCCCCGGAGACCCAGAAGCCCGCAUCGUGAACGUACACCUGGCGUUUUCUUCGUUUCGCCGCAGCGACGCUGGGAAGCCGUUUAAGCAGUCAGACACCCGCCCAGCAGUUUGGUGUCGAAGGGCUGUGCAUGCGCUUCUCACCUACUUUGCAGAUGCUGACCUAACCAAUGGCCCCCAGCAGCAGCAGCAGCAGCAGCAGCAGCAGCAGCAGCAGCAGGUGUUGCCUCAAGAGUUGCUUGCAGGGGCCCCUGGCUUUGACUCUGUCUCUAACCACGGCCUUAUGCAGACAUGUUUAGAUAAACUGAUGCAGGGGUACGAGGCUGCGCGCGCCUUCCGCAGCAGACGCGACGCAGCAGCAGCAGCAGCAGCAGCUGCUGCUGCUGCUGCUGCUGCUGCAGGGGGGGAAGAUGGAAGAGCUACUGAGAAAGAUGCUAAGGCCCUCCUUGACCUGCUAGUUUAUAGCAGCCCGUAUGAAGGGGAGUUCUGGGGGUUUAGAUUAUUAAUGCUGCUAUCGCAAGAAGCAAGCGACACAGCUCUGGUGUCUCUGCUGCAGCGGCUGCCGCAGCAGCUGCAGCAAGAUCCGUCUGUACGGUUUGCUUUAGAGGCUUAUAGAGCAUCAAAGGCUUUAGACCUACGAAGAUAUGUCAGGCUAAUGCGCGAAGGCCCUUACUUACUUUGUUUGCUGCUGCACAAAUUCUUACCCUUCGCGCGCGUUCGAUUCCUAGCAGCUCUUGUCUUAAGCAGACUUACUGGCGGCUCCCGCAACCCUAUCACUUCAGAGCGCCUCUCCAUGCUCCUGGGCUUCGACGGAGAAGACAGCGACAUGUUUCCUGCAUUUCUAGCAGCUUACGGCAUCCGCACGACGGUGUCUCCUCGAGGGGCCUCCGUUUGUUUGCUGGAGGAGACAGAUAAGAGUCUCCUUCAAGAUCUCACUUCAUACAAAAAAGCAAAGGGGCCCAGGGCCCCCUCAGCUUAUCUUAGGCCUCCCAGCUACCUCUCAAGGCAGCAGCUGCUCGACCCAGACUACCCUGCUGCUGCUGCUGCGCAGCAGCAGCAGCAGCAGCAACAGAAAUUGAGACCGUGCGCAGCUGAACUCAGUAAGGCUUUCUAUUUCAAACAGCACAGGGCAGUGCAGCAGCAGCAACAGCAGAACCAGGAGCAGCGCAUGGAUGAGCAGCAGGAGGAGGAGCUGAGAAAGCUAAGAAGGCUGCAGCAGCUCAAACUCAGGCAGCAGCAGCAGCAGCAGCAGCAGCAGCAACCCUCUCAUGUUGUAUCAACUCCUGCAGCAGCGGGAGGAUUCGUCUUUGGUUUACCCGACAGCGCGCAGCGCAUGCAAACGCCCCACGGAGCAGCACAGAGCAUGCAGCCACAGCAGCAGCAGCAGCAGCAAAUGCUGCUGCAGGGGCAACAACGCCCAGUAGCGCAGCCCCAGCAGGACGAAGCGCAGCAACAGCAACGGCAGCAGCAACAGCAGCAGCAGCAACAGCAGCAGCAGCAAAAGCCGCCGCUCACUUUCGUGUGGCCGCCGCCUGCACAGCAGCAGCAGGAAUUGCUGCGGGUCUCUCCUUCCAUUGGUACGGAACCAUCUGCUGCUGCUGCUGCUGCUGCGGCUGAUCCUGAUACUGCAGCAGCGAAAGGGAGCCCACUCCGUGGACCUGCUGCAGGAGAGAGUGCACGCACACCGGCAGAGGCAGCAGCAGCAGCAGCAGCAGCAACGACGGCAGCAGCAACAGCAGUGACAUCAAAGACGACUGCAGCAAGCCCGAGACGCCCAUCUAUCCAGGCUUCAAGAGAGCCGCUGACUCCUAGUGAAGCAGCGGAUGCAGCAGCAGCAACGACGGCAGCAGCAGCUGCUGCUGCUGCUGACGGCACGCAGCAGCACGGCGGUGAUGUCUCUCAGGAAGAAGAGGAAGCAGCAGCAGCAGCAAGCAGAGACUCCUGCGGACGUUCGCCUUCAGUUCGAGCUGCUGCUGCACCAGUUGCUUCGAGGAGCAGCACCAGUGCAGUAGCAGCUGCUGCUGCUGCAGCGCAGCAGCACGGCUCACCCGCCUGGAGUGUACGUACACCUGAAGAUGCAGCAGCCGAUGAAGAGACAGCUGCUGCUGCUGCAGUGGAGCUCGAGGAGACACUUCCUGGUAUUGUGGGCCUUCGUAAAUGGAGACGGAAGCGCAGAGACAGCGCAACACCCACCGCAGCAGCAGCAGCAGCAGCAGCAGAAGCUCCUGUUGCAGCAGCUACUGACGGCUCUCCCGCAGCUAAGACCGCAGCGAGCUGCAGUAUGGCGCCUGCCCCCUCCGCCCCUAAAGAAGUUGAAGUUCAGGAAGAAGCAGUUGCAACGCAGCAGCAGCAACAGCAGCAGCAGCAGCAGGAACAACAGCAGCAGCAGGAGAAGCAGCAGUGCAGCAGUAGUUCGGACGCAGAGGUGAAGCAGACCCAGGCAAGGGGCCCAGACGCUCUUGCAGCAGCAAAGGAAGCAGCAACAGCAGCAGCAGCAGCAGCAGCUCCUGCUGCAGCAGCAGCAGAACCAGCGAGAGCGAUUGCACUAACACAAACUGUCAGUGUUAGUGAGGAUUCAGAAAGGGCCUUAUAUGCGCUGAGAUCAUCAGAGGAGCUGCUGCUGCUGCUGCUGCAGCAGCAGACGGAGUUGCCGCAGCAACCCCUCUCGGUCAUGCUUGCCACUGCUGUUGCUGCUGCUGCUGCAGCGAUGCCGCCCGCUGUUCUUGAUGCUCUUCUAGCUGCUGAUCUGCAGCUGCCCCACUGCACGCUGCAGCAAAACCAGCAGCAGCAGGAACAGCAGCAGCAGCAGCAGCAGCGGUUUGUCCCUCCCCGCGUCUUCUUCAAGGCUGUGUUCUUUAGCCGUCGCUCUUCGGCAGUGGAGGCGCUGCUGCUGCGAGUUGUUGCAGCAGUUGCGUGUGGCAGCAGCCGCAGCAGGAACAACAGCAGCAGCAGCAGCACUUCGGCUCCCGUACUGCUCCGCAGCAACGUUGCAGCAGCAGCAGGAGGGAAGGAGGCGCUUGCAGGCUAUUUGCUGCUCUGGCCGCAGCAGCAGCUCUCAGUCCCCCGGGCCCCACAGCCGCUGCCUUUUUACUGUGGGCUGCAUGCAAUAACCGGCAGGGGCGAGGAGACAGCUGCAGCAGGAAGGGCCUUAGAAGCAGCAGCAGCAGGUGCUCCUGUUGCUGCAACAGCAGCAGCACGAGAACAAGAGGACAGCUACAACCUGGAGGAAAGGGAAGCCCUUGGCGGGGCCGCCAUGCUGCUGCUGCCGCUGCCUUUCCUUGUGGCUCUACCCAGCAACGGAACAGCAGCAGCAGCAGCAGCAGCAGAUGCUGCUGCUGAUAAGCCGUGUGGCGUUUGCAAUAAUAUGUCUCCCCCCAUCGUGCAGCUCCCGUCUUGUGCAACUGACUGCAGCGCGAGCGCUGCAGCAGACUCAGCAGCCAAGCAGCAGUGGGCAGCAGCUGCAGCGGAGAUAGCACACGCUGUCAAGCUCCACAACCAGCAGCAGCAGCAGCAGCAGCAGGAUGGCGCUGCUGUUUUGUGCGUUGUCUUUGCUCUCUCUCUGCCGCAGAGGCUGUUUUACAAUGUCUCUUCAGCAGCUGCAGCGGGGGCUUCUGCGUCAUGCGGUGCUGCAGCCCAAGGCCAGCAGCAGCAACAGCAGCAGCAGCAGCAGCAGCACCUCGCUGUCUCCGUAGAUGACGAAGUGCGCAGUGUAUGCGCAGCUGUGCGGGCUGAACUCCUGCAUGCCGUUUCUUCCUUGCUCCCAGAGCUCCGACAUGCAGCAGCAUGCUUCCGGGUUCGGUGUAUUGCUGUUGUUCCCUCAGCUGCUAACGACAGCAGCAGCAGCAGCAGCGACAGCAACAGGUGCUCAUGCUGCUGCAUGCGCAACGCGCUGCCGCUUACGCGGGGAUUGCUGCAGUGUCUUGCCUUAGACCCGUGGGAGGGACUACAGCAGGAGAGGCAGCUAAAGGCGUUGCUGCGUCAGCAGCCGAUGCUGCUGCAGCAGCAGCAGGUGCUGCUAUCAGGCUGGGCUAGAAUGUGGGAUCGGGCGGUUGGUGCUGCUGCUGCUGCUGCUGCUGCACGCGCGAGAAGGUCAAUUGAAGAACGCCUCUACGAAGAAGUGCAGCAGCAGCAACAGAGCCACAAGCGGCAGCUUGGUGUCGAAGGUUGUCUUGAGCAGCUUGUUGCUGCUGCAGCAGCAGGCCCUGUGGCGCGGGUUGCUGCUGAUCCUGCGGUGUCUGUGGAGGCGUUUCGUACGGGAGUAGCAGCAGCAGCAGGGUUGCUGCAUAGCUGCAGCAGCAGCUUAUGGCAGCUGCCGCCUGCAGAGUGGCUGCUGGGCCUCCAAUUCAGGCUCCAGCACACGAAGCAGCAGCAGCAGCAGCAGCAAGCCGUUUCUGUUGCUGCACUGGCAGGUUGUUUCCCCUCCGCAGACACUGACGCCCUCUAUGAGCUAGCACGGUCGAUGCAGCAGCAGCAGCAGCAGCAGCAGCAGCAAGACAUCAUGCGGUUGCUUCGCCGAGCGUACAGCAAGGCUUCGGGAUUGUCGCAGGUGGUUCAGCUGGCUGGUGCUGCUGCGACUGCUGCUGCCGCUGCUGCUGAUUCGUGGAAGCAGCAGAAAGAGGGGGAGGCGCCGUCUUUGGAAGAAGUGUUUGCUGCUGCAGUUAGAGCCGCACGGCGCACCGCUGCAGCAGCUGCUGCAGCUGCAGCAACAAAGAAUGGUCCAUUGGUCCUUCCUUACUCCGUGUGUCGAUUGUUAUCUACCCCUCAAAUGCACUCUUGGGGGACCCCAGUGCUGCCUCGGGUGCUGGCUGCAGCAGCAGCAACUCUGCAACAGCAGCAGCAGCAGCAGCAGCAGCAAAAACAGCGGAGCAUACAGGAGCGGAGAAUGGGGCUGCUGCUGAAGGACGGAAGGCCUGUGGAGAAGGAGCAACAACGGCAGCAUCAACAACAACAAGAGCAGCAGCAGCAGCAGCAGCAGCAGCAGCACCAGCAGUCCCCAGCUGUCGAGGAGACCCGACGUGUGCGUCGGCGACUGUGCGGCGAGGCUUCAAAGUUGGUUGCAGAAUGCAUGCGAGCAGCAGCAGAAGAGAAGCGGUGCAUGCGUUUGCUGCUAGAACAGCUGCAGGUUUAA
This is a messenger RNA of Eimeria acervulina, 7143 nucleotides long. Its product is annotated as SAC3/GANP family protein, putative. Gene Ontology annotation, cellular component: SWI/SNF complex; nucleus. NCBI's taxonomy places the organism in Eukaryota, Apicomplexa, Conoidasida, Eucoccidiorida, Eimeriidae. Gene Ontology annotation, biological process: regulation of transcription by RNA polymerase II. The record is from RefSeq and is a predicted model, not a curated record. The transcript is spliced from 6 exons. Gene Ontology annotation, molecular function: transcription coregulator activity. The coding region runs from base 1 to 7143 and encodes 2380 amino acids.